Molecule: messenger RNA, 2079 nt
Organism: Fusarium odoratissimum NRRL 54006
Lineage: Eukaryota; Fungi; Ascomycota; Sordariomycetes; Hypocreales; Nectriaceae
Product: acetoacetate-CoA ligase
Exons: 9
Coding region: 1-2079 (692 amino acids)
Biological process (GO): lipid metabolic process
Cellular component (GO): cytosol
Molecular function (GO): acetoacetate-CoA ligase activity
Source: RefSeq, a predicted model, not a curated record
AUGAAUGCACCUGCGAAGACCGCUCUCUGGAGCCCGCAGAACUUGAACGAGACAAAUGCAGUCAAGUUCAUCAACCACGUCAAUGAUAAAUAUGGCCUGAGAUUGCAAACAUAUGAAGACUUGUACAAAUGGUCGGUAGGAGACGAGACCAUCAAUCAUUUCUGGACUCAGGCGUACGCAUGGCUUAAGAUUUCAAGCAGUGGGACAGAUGAUCUCACUGGAGAAGUCGCAUGUUUCAACCCAAGCGACUCACUCUCUAACCUCAUGUUUCCGCCUCCAAAGUUCUUUCCAGCCGCCACUCUCAAUAUUGCCGAGCUGAUUUUCCGAGGCCGCAAGGAUACAGACAUCGCUAUCUAUUUUAGCCGAGAAAGCCUCAGCGACGUCGAGAAAGUAACUUGGGCUUCUCUGAGAGAACGCGUACGAAAGCUGCGCAGUGCAUUAGUAAACUCGGGAGUUGUUGCCGGCGAUGUCGUCGCGGCCGUCAUAUCCAACUCUGUCGACGCCAUCGUUAUCUGCUUGGCAGCCCUGUCAGUUGGCGCACUGUGGUCUUCAACCUCGUGCGAUAUGGGAGUUGGUGGGAUAGUUGACAGAUACUCACAAAUCCGGCCAAAGAUUAUCUUUGCAGACCAAGGAUAUGUCUACGCUCGGAAAAUAAUCGACCUGAGUGAUCGAAUUAGGGAAUGGUCUAGCAAGCUUCGGGAGCGAAGCGAUAUUUUGGCGCGGGUCGUUGUGAUUCCAAAUCCGAAACUCAACUCAAUUCCUUUACAUCAGCCAAACACAUACACAUUGGAAAAUUUCUUGAAGACUGACAGAGGAGACCAGUUGCUAUUCGAAAUCGUUCCGUUUUCACAUCCGGCCUUUAUUCUCUUCUCAUCUGGAACAACUGGCCCACCAAAGUGUAUCGUUCACUCAACGGGAGGAGUAGCCUUGAAGACCAAGGUCGAUUCAGUCAUUCAACACGAUAUCCGCAAGACUGAUAUUGUGUUUCAAUACACUACUACAUCAUGGAUAAUGUGGGUUUUGAACCUCAUGAAUCUCUCUUGCGGCGCCGCAAUGCUGUUGUACGAUGGCUCUCCUUUUCACCCGCGCCCAAGCAUAUUAUUAGAGCUGGCACAAGCUUUCAAAGUUAGUGUGUUCGGAACAUCGCCGAGAUAUCUCUCCACGCUCAAAGGCCUCGGCAUUACACCAAGACGUGACUUCGAUCUCAGUCGCCUACGUAUCAUGCUGUCAACUGGAUCUGUGCUCUCCGCUGAGUUAUAUGAGUGGUUCUAUUCCAUUGCGUUUCCUCCUUCAGCCCAGUUGAUCUCGAUGAGCGGAGGAACGGACAUUGCGGGAUGCUUUUUAUGUGGAACGCCUAUGUUGCCCGUGUAUGCCGGGGAGAUUCAAUGCAAAGCUCUCGGCAUGGCAGUAGACAUCUACGAUUCUGGGACAGAUGAGCACGUGUCAGUGGAAGAACUUGGUGCACCAGGCGAGCUGGUCUGUGCAAAACCCUUUCCGAGUCAACCACUUGCCUUCUUAGGGAAGGAUGGAUACAAGCAAUAUAAAGCUUCUUACUUUGAACGCUACGGGCCAAGUGUAUGGUGCCAAGGAGAUUUCGUUCAACGGUCACCAGCUACGGGAGGAGUUUUCAUGCUUGGACGAUCCGAUGGGGUCUUAAAUCCUUCCGGAGUGCGUUUCGGCUCCGCAGAAAUUUAUGCAGUUAUCGAAACUAUUCCAGAGGUCUUGGACAGUAUCUGUGUUGGCCAGAAACGAGAAGUUGAUAUCAACGAAAGGGUACUACUGUUUGUCAAGAUAAGACCUGGCGCAUCUCUCACAUCACAUCUCAGGAGCCAUAUAAACAGCGCUCUCCGGGAUCGGUACUCGCCACGGCAUGUACCAGCAUAUAUCUUCGAGGUGGAUGACAUUCCAUACACAGCUAAUGGAAAGAAGUGCGAGAUCAAUGUAAAGCACGCGAUCAACGGGAAUAAGUUUGCCGUGGCCGGAUCAGUGGCAAAUCCGGCAGCUCUCAAGGCUUAUGAGAAGUACCGAGAUCUGCCUGUAGAGGGGCCAAGAAAAAGUAAUAUUGUCUCAAAGAUCUGA